AUGCAUCUUCUCUUGAUUGGAGCCACUGGCCGCAAUGGCCUUUUGGUGCUUAAAGCCGCCCUUGCCAGCUCCCACACGGUAACGGCGCUCGUUAGAGAAUCGUCGAAAUCCAAGUUGCCGCAGCAUCCCAACCUCACUAUCAUUUGUGGACAACCGACUUCAGCUGCAGAUAUUGCAAAGGCGUUGGUCACGCCAAGGCCACCCGAGGCAGUGAUUUCUACGCUCAAUCUCCGCCGCGUCUCUGAGAGUCCCUUUGCAGCUCCGUCGCCUGACACGCCUAAUGAUUUUCUGAACACAGCAAUGAACGCACUGUUGGAUGCUAUUAGAUCCACAACAACGCUGGGCAGUGAGCCCAAGAUCAUAAUCAACUCCAUGCAAGGCGUGGCCGAGAGCAAGAGCAGCCUCAUCUUUCCUAUACGAAUGCUGUUCCACCAUAGUAACAUGAGAUACACGCUUAGCGGACACCAAGAGCUUGACGAGCUUGUCAAAGGCAGUGGUAUGGCUUACGUCAUGGCCCGCGCAGCUAGACUCACUGACGGUAACGGAAAGGCCGACGUGAGUAGGGUCAAGGACUUGGGAGAUGAUGGGAAGGGUGCUGCGUGGACUGCAAGCAUUGCAAGAGACGAUCUUGCUGCCUGGCUUGUCAAGGCUGCUGAAUCGGAUAAGUGGAACAAUCACUCGCCUGUGCUUGUCAACUGA
Molecule: messenger RNA, 699 nt
Organism: [Torrubiella] hemipterigena
Lineage: Eukaryota; Fungi; Ascomycota; Sordariomycetes; Hypocreales; Clavicipitaceae
Source: the annotation of a GenBank genome assembly